Pseudophryne corroboree (corroboree frog) is the source of this 4048-nucleotide messenger RNA. It is a transcript of the gene SOWAHA, whose product is annotated as sosondowah ankyrin repeat domain family member A. Gene Ontology annotation, molecular function: protein binding. The transcript has a single exon. Lineage: Eukaryota; Metazoa; Chordata; Amphibia; Anura; Myobatrachidae. The record is from RefSeq and is a predicted model, not a curated record. The coding region runs from base 326 to 1915 and encodes 529 amino acids.
AAUCACCUGUCAUGGCUUGGUCUGUGUUAGCUGUAAUGAGCCCAGGUGAAACCAGACACAAGGGACUUCUCAGAUCUCAGCCACAGUGUGAGCCUCAGUUGCUGCAGGGCUGCCCUCCCCCUCCCUUUAUUGACUGAUCAGUCAGGUCUGGGCGUAGCAGAGCUGAUCACAAAGUUUCACCCCGGAAGCAACAGGUAAAUUGUACAUUAGACAGAGGGAGAAGACAUGUAAGAAAGCAGAUCCGCUGCAGUUUUCACUACUCUGCCUUUUUCUGCUGAUAAGCCCCAGAGUACAGGAGGGGCCUCCCUGAAUGUGAGAGAGAAGAAUGGCUGUGACACAAGAGGUUGUGCUGAACUUUUUGUUGGAACAGGGAGGGAAGGUGAAGAACUCUGAGCUGCUCAGGAAGUUUAAGCCUGUGGUGGAGUCCCCUGACCCUCAAGAAAAGGCAAAUAACCGUGAGCUCUUCAAAAGGUUUGUCAAUAAUAUAGCAGUGGUCAAGGACGAGGAGGGGAGCAAGGUGGUGGUGCUGAAGAAGAAAUAUAUACAUUUACUGACAGGGUCUGGACAAACAAGGCAUACCCUGGACAAGGAGUUGAAAGAACCCAGUCAGAGUGAGAGACACCUUAAGGAAGCAGAAACUCAGAAUUUACCUGUUUGUAAAAACAACACAGAGGAGGUAGCACCCAUCUCCCAGGAAAGGAGGUCUUCCCUUCAGGAUAUCUCCGAGCCACAGGGAAGCCUCCCAGAGAUAAAAGACACUGCUGUUGGGGACAGUGCACAUGAAAUCGCUGACCAAGCUGAAUUAAGCAAUUUGAAUGAAUUGGCAUAUAUUGCUGAGGAUGAAAAUGAAAGGAGGAGAGAGUCUGUUUUUUCUAUUGUGGCCCGAAUGGAUAAUGCAGGACCAGUGCCAGUUCCUAAAUCGUGGUCUGAUGGUCAGCCCAAGGAAACAGCUCAGAAGCCGUACAUGCUGCCCUUACGGUAUGCCCAGUCUUCAUUUGAUGCUAUAGAAACAGACCAGAAUGAACAUGGUUAUCUACAACCAGCCACUUCUACUACUGUUCCAGAGGCUUCCCUGCCUGACGUAAGCAUGUCUCCAUAUAUGAGCCGAAGGCAACUGGAUGAGGCAGGAUUCAGGUCUGCUCACCUCAAGAAGUCAUCCAAAAUGGUCAAAGUCAGCGAGGAAAACAAAUAUUCAGAUGUGGUUCCCUUGGUGCCCUAUGAACAUAAGUGGCUGGUGAAUGCCACUAAUGGUCGCUGGAAUCACGUUCUCCUUGGUCUCCUGAUGAAUGACAGUGACCUGGCUGACAAAAGAGACUUCAUAUCUGGAUUUACUGCGCUGCAUUGGGCAGCCAAGAGUGGGAACACAGAAAUGGUUAAAUUAUUAUUUGAUUUAAGUGAGCAAGGUGGUAGCAUAAUUAAUGUGAACGUGAGGUCUUUUGGAGGGUAUACACCACUACAUAUAGCUGCCAUCCAUGACCACAAGGAUGUUAUAAUUACACUAAUAACAAGUUACAAAGCAAGCGUUCAUCUUCGAGAUAACAGUGGGAAAAAGCCUUAUCAUUACUUGAAAAAAGACUCUCCAGAGCCGCUCCGGUUUCUUUUGAAGGAUCCAGCCUCCAUAAGCGCAGAACACGCCAUUCCUAUGAAAAGGAACUCUAAGGUUGCUGCUUCCUUAAUAGGACCCACCAGUGCCCUUUUUGGCGUCUUUUCUGAUGACAUCGCUUUUCACGACUUGACAAAAGGCUUCAAAAAGCCUGGAUCACUCAAUAAGUUUUUUACUGCACCCGCUAAUACAAAGAAGAAGCUGAAAACAAGGGACAAAUAUCCAUCCAUCAAUUCCCUUUAUGAAGUGCCAGAGGAAGCUGAGGAGAUUGUGGGAAGACGCAGACCAGCUUCAGAAUUUUUCAGCAACUAGCUGCCUUAGUUUUUUUUUUUUAUUGUGUAUAUGUAUAUAUCUCUCUCUGGGAGAGAUGUAUCAAAGCUUGGAGAGAGAUAAUGUACCAACCAAUCAGUUCCUGAUUGUCCUUUUUCAAACAGAGCCUGUAACAUGCCAGUAGCUGAUUGGAUGGCACUUUAUCCCUCUCCAAGGUUUGAUGCAUGUCCCCCUUUAUCUCUAUCCAGUAGCCAAUACUUUGCACUGAUAUCACAUAACCACAACGGGAAUGAGCUUGUUCACUACUUACAGUGUCUAUUUAUAGCUACUUGUCAGUAUUGUUUACAUGCCACGACCAUUUUUUGUGUUCCCAAAACAAUUGGUUGUAUAAUAGCUUAUGUUUAGUCUGCAAGCAGUACGUUAAAUUUACAUUUUUAAACCUUGUCUGCCCACAAAGGGUCAGGAGAAGAAAGUAUAGUAUUGUGUAUCUUUGCAGCAAUCUUAUCUAGAUACCGCAUGGCUGCUACACUCGGCAAACAUUCAUUAGUGGUGCUUAGUGCUUUGCUGUUCCACAAGGAAAGCUAUCCCUAAAAGUUCUUACACUGAGAGAGGGGCUAUUGUGCCAUUCACAAGUUACAUAUGUUGUCGUUCUUUCUCAUGAAUCAGAAAUGUAUGGCUGUCUACUGUUUACUUUAUCAUUUCUGUGUUACGGAUGGUCAUCAGUGGGUUCACCAACAAUAUGCAAUCGGUUGUUAACCACGAUGGCACAAAACUAUCAUUGGUGAACCAUUGAUGGGUUGCACUUAUGGGUGCCUGUCACUGCUGUAGGGUAGGGGGAGUGACUUAAUGCACCAAGAGGCGCGGGUCUAAGCUCUGUGCCCCUGCACAGAGAAACAAAAAAAUAAAUAGAUGAUGCUUUCUUUAGCAUCAAUGCUGGAGAACCAUUGAUGGCAAAACCAAUGACCAUUGGUGACAAACCAUCAAUUGCCAAUGGCCAUUCCUAUUUAUUGACUCUUAUAUUUCUCACAGUUGAUCACCCUGCUAGAACAGGAAAUAAAAUCGCAAAAAUGAUAGAUAAUAUGCCAAAAGUGUCUUCACAAAGGAGGAUUUGAAUAUAAAAUAUAUAUUUGUUUUUACUCGGUUACGGUGGUUAGUUACUGUCAUGUGGCUGAAAACGUCCUUAUUUUGUUAUGAUAAUCCAGAGUAAAGCAGCACGGACUAAAUACAUUUUGCACAAUGAGAUGCAAUAAAUAGAUUUCAGAAAUGUCCUCUACUUUUCUAAAGUGCUCGGCAUAUCCAGGAGAACCAGAAAUAACUGCAUGUUCUUUUUAUUUUAAGAUAACUUACCUGCUCAACAGGUGGAAUACCAAACCUGAAUUAACUACUGUCAAUUUAGGUAACAACUCCUGACUAUGGGGGAAAUGUAAUAGCCAGCUACUUACAAGCUAUUACAUUUCAAAUGAUAUCCAUAAUAUAAGCCUAAACCCAAACGUAUGAUUCAUUUGUAAAAUAUUCUGAGGGAAAUGUAUCAAAGCUUGGGGAGAGAUAACAUGGCGAGAGAAAAAGUACCACCCAAUCAGCUUCUAACUGUCAUUUUACUGGCUGUGUUUGAAAAAUGGCAUUGGUCGAUACUCUAUCUCUCUCCAAGUUUUGAUACAUCUCCCCCUCUGUGUGAUAAAUUGUUGUCGUGUUUUGUAUUUCUUUUCAUGUGUUGUGUAGUUUGGUUUAAGAAUCACUGAAUCACAUUUUUGUCAAUUUAAAUAUACAUCAUGGGUAUAAAACUAUAUACAGUAUGUUACAUGUGGGUUUUUUUCUACUGGAGAAUUAUGUUUGAUCUGUAUCAGUAUAUCAUACCUCCCAACUGUCCCGAUUUUCGAGGACUGUCCCGCUGUCCUACCCGCGGGCUGCAGUGUCUCGCGGUGAGGGGGGGCAGUUGGGAGUCUCUGUCUCUCGCUGCCCUGCUUAGCAGAGCAGCAGUGAAUAGACGCUGUGCGCAUGCGCACAGCGUCUAUUCACUGGAGUCAGAGGGAGAGGGGGCAUGCCAGCGGCUCACAGAGCGCCAGGGCGCUGGGCAUGCCCCCUCAGUGUCGAAAACGGGGCGUGGCUCGCGACCGCUGUCCUCCCACGAAAGCCACGCAUAGAUGCCGCGUCUAUUCACGGAGACAGAGGGACUGG